CACCGAACGGUCACAGUGUACCAUUUUUGGCCCGCGGUGUUUAUCGCAGUACGAGGUUCAACGACAGCGUGAAACGUGGCACGCCACCGGAUGUGGUAUAGCUUUGGAGGCAGGUCGCUUGGUGUGGAAGCUUCCGGUGAACGGUUAGAACAAUCAACAUUGCUAGAAAGAUGCACGUUUUUGUGUUCGACGAGGCGAGGCAAAAGCGAAUGGGAUGCAAUUAUGAAUCAAUAUUAGCAAUCUUCCAUUGCAUUACAAACCCUUUUCGCUAGAUAAGAUGCUUACCGCUGCACGAACAAGCAUUGCCAACCACAAUCAAGCAGGAUAUAAAGUUGAAAGAACCGCACUCCGUACAGGAUGAAAGCAAUAUAUGAAAGUGAAUGGAAUUAUCCAACCCAACCGCUUGGUGCGUGGAUUCGUAAGGAAACGUUUCGUAGUGUAAACCAAAAGUGAACAAGCGGCAGCACAGCACAGACGCUUAAACAUUAAACAAGUGACAAACCCCACAGCUGACUUGAUUAGUAGUGGCACAAGGAAUAAAGCUAUCCAACCCAGGAGCCAAUGGAGGGCUUUCGCUCUUGACUCUUUCCUUUGAAACUCGCUCUACGACAUUCCCGUGCUCCGUCUAAUCAAGCGUUCCGACAAACACUUUGGCUGGUUGUGACACCCGGCGCCCGGCACUGAUAAUGGAACACACUCAUCAAUUAGUAAAGGUGACGAAUUUCAUGCUACACUUGAUUCUACUGCUGCCACUACAACACACAACCUCGACCAGCGACAGUGAGGGAGGAAAUGCUCUCCCGAACAAUAUCGGUGCGAUUGGAGGGUUGGUGGGGAAAUCUUCCAGCGACUAUACCGGCCCGAUCACGGCUGGUGCGACGAUCACGGGCAGCGGGCGCGAAAGGUCACACUUAAAAGGGACUGGAGGCUGUAAUCGGGUGGUGUUUAGCUCGAGCCGCAUCCGAAACGGUAGCAUCGCACCGUCCCAUUCGAAACAUUCCGGCCUGUUUCCAUCGAGCCUGUGCCAGCUGUACGAGUUUGUCGGCGAUGGAGCGGAACGUGUUCAGAUCAUCUUUUCGGAGUUUCGUCUUCCGUCGACGCUCGGGCCGACCGAAUGCGGUGACACGGAUAUCCUAAUGGUUUACUACAUCGUUAACGGUCGCGAGGAGCUCGUGGAGACGCUUUGCGGUGACACGCUCCCCAAGCCGAUACUGUCCGACGGGUCGAGGCUACUGUUGGAGCUGCGCAGUAGUUACAACAACACGGAAAACAAGGGAUUUACGGGGGACUUUUUCUUUCUCACAAAUUUUGGCAUUCCAAAUGGCUUUCAACCGAAUCAGUCCGAAUGCACCUUUCACUACUUCCGGAACGUCACCAGCCAGGGAUGGAUCCAGUCACCCAACUUUCCCGGAGCCUAUCCAAGAAACAUCAUCUGUAACUAUCUAUUUCACGGUGGGCCCAACGAUUUCGUCCACGUGCGCUUCACGUACUUCGACAUCGAAGGAAUACGACCCUGCGACGAGGACACAGCCAGCGAUUACGUGGAGUUUUCUAAUUUUGUCACGCGCGAUCGCAAGUACGCGAUGUACUGUGGUAGCUGGCGCGAGCUAGUGGUACGCUCGGACGGUCGUUUCUUUCGCAUUACGAUGGUAUCGAACGAUCGUCUGGAUGGGACCGGCUUUCGGGCGCUCUACACCUUCGAAACGGUGCCGGUGGAGACGACGGAGCGGACCGAGGUAGCGUCGAUGGGCAAGAUCACCACGACCAGUGCCGCCAGCCGGCUGCAUGGCUCACUGUCACUGAUGGCACUGAUUACGGUCCCUUCCUCACUCGCCAUCACGAACGAAAUCGGCAUCAUUAGCAUCAUUGGUAUUGUGCUCAUAAAAUUCUGUUUAGACUGAUGACAACGUUGGAACAGCACAGCGUCCGCGAAAAAAGAACAUCCCACACGGAAGGAACGACGGAUUUAAUGGUCGUGCACUGAAAUUGCUUCCGUUAUCAGUUUACGCAAGAAGGGCUCACGAUGAGAUGCAAUACAUCGUCCAGAGGAACCUGCCCCAGAAAAGCUGUCCCUAAAAGUUCUAGAAAGACACGCAAAUCAGAGCUCGCACGUGUGGAAACGAAAGGAUUUUAAACCAAUGGAAAUUUUUUUUUAAACCAAGAACUUGAUUUUUGUGAACUGAAACCGUUUUCAUAAAAAUUGUACAUAUUUCAAAUAAAACAUGUGAUUACUGGCAAGU
Molecule: messenger RNA, 2240 nt
Organism: Anopheles arabiensis
Lineage: Eukaryota; Metazoa; Arthropoda; Insecta; Diptera; Culicidae
Gene: Sol1
Product: suppressor of lurcher protein 1
Exons: 9
Coding region: 687-1901 (404 amino acids)
Cellular component (GO): plasma membrane
Source: RefSeq, a predicted model, not a curated record